CCAGCCCCAGCCCCAGCCCCAGCCCCAGCCCCAGCGCGGCCGCCCAGCGCCUGUUCAUCGCGUGCGUGGCCGAGGAGACGCGGCUGCCGGUGUACAGCACGUACGAGGACUACGCCGAGAUGGCGUCGCAGUUCGGCCGCGUGGCGUUCUUCUCGGCCGCGUGGCCGCUGGCGCCGCUGGCCGCGUUCGUCAACAACUGGUUCGAGCUGCGCGGCGACGCCGCCAAGAUUGCCGGCGCCACGCAGCGGCCGAUCCCGCGCCGUGUCGACACCAUCGGCCCGUGGCUGGGCGCCCUGCGGCUGAUGUGCUGGCUGUCGUCCAUCACCAACGCGCUGCUGGUCUACCAGUUCCACGCGCCGCCCGGCCUGGCAGCGCAUGCCAAGGACGCCGACGCCGCGGCAAUGCGCCGCUACGGCCGCACGGGGCUGGCGGCCGCGCUGGUCGUGCUGCUGUUCGCCGAGCAUGCCUUCCUGGCCGUGCGCUGGCUCAUCACGCGCGUCAUGGCCUCGUGGCCCGGCGCGUACACGCGCAUCGUCGAGCGCUCGCAGGCCCAGUCGCGCCGCCGCUGGCUGGAGCGUGCGCCACAGCUCGUGCGCGGCAUGGCGCUUGACAGCAACGACGCCAACGACCCCGACCCCGCCAGCGACCCCGGCCCCGACAACGGCACCGGCGCCGAUGCUGCCGGCAACUGGCGCGCCGAGCUCGAGCACGGCAUGCAGGCCAUUGGCGACGCCUUCAAGGCCCAGUAAAGGGCGCCACUGUAGAUCCUGCCUUUUAGACUAGCAACAAUCGGAAUCCGCAAUCAACUUCAAUCAACUUCAACUCCAA
Messenger RNA from Kickxella alabastrina, 828 nucleotides. Its product is annotated as calcium-activated chloride channel-domain-containing protein. Gene Ontology annotation, cellular component: cortical endoplasmic reticulum. Gene Ontology annotation, biological process: chloride transmembrane transport. Gene Ontology annotation, molecular function: chloride channel activity. NCBI's taxonomy places the organism in Eukaryota, Fungi, Kickxellomycota, Kickxellomycetes, Kickxellales, Kickxellaceae. The coding region runs from base 120 to 749 and encodes 209 amino acids. The transcript has a single exon. The record is from RefSeq and is a predicted model, not a curated record.